Molecule: messenger RNA, 2418 nt
Organism: Cimex lectularius (bed bug)
Lineage: Eukaryota; Metazoa; Arthropoda; Insecta; Hemiptera; Cimicidae
Product: putative polypeptide N-acetylgalactosaminyltransferase 9
Exons: 13
Coding region: 539-2287 (582 amino acids)
Cellular component (GO): Golgi apparatus
Source: RefSeq, a predicted model, not a curated record
UGAUAGCCUCACAGGGACUCAGUGAAGGCUGAGAAUUCCGGCCGUCCUGUUGGCGAAAAUUCUCUUACACCUGUCACCAAUUCCACGUCGGGCUCUUUCGACACUUGACCGGUUCCUAAAGGAGACAGAGAAAGCUACUUUGACGAUUUUGUGUUAUUUUUAAAAGUUUCAGUGCUUACCUGUGGUUUCUAGUGCACUACACCAAUAGAAUCAACGAGUAACUAGAUUUUCCCCUUUUUUAUAUUCAAAAUGGACUGAAACAUUAGUCAAAGGUUUUCGUCGGCGGUACGGCACGGCACAGGCACUUUUGAUCAUGCUAAGUUGGAGACGCUGGAACGAUGGUUUAUUAGCAACGGCUGGACAAACGUCAUGAGCUGUUAGUCAUCAGUGAGAAAUAUGCCUUCGGACACUUGGCAGAACCGUUUGGAAGAACUGGUCCGAAUUGUACCGCUAUAAGACAAAAGGGUGCUAAAUAUUUUAUCCCCACCGUCAAUUUGGCUGAUGGAAGAGACCGUUGUUCAGUGGCAUUCCGCAGAAAAUGAAGGGUAAAUCUGGGGUAGGGACGAUGCUAGGAGUCAGGAGGAGGUCGACACUGUGGAAGUUGGUGUUCGUCCUCUUCGUCGGAUGGUUCCUGACGGCGCUCCUCCUCCUCUCCGACAUGAGGCCGCCUUGGACGAGCGAGCCGACCACACAGCAUGCGCCCCCACCACCCGCCUCACAGCCUGUCUACUCCGUCAAAUCAUCCCUCGAGCUCUAUGGAGAAAUGGGAAAACCUGUGAUACUUCCAUCCAAUAUAACCCAAGAAGUAAAGAAACUAGUCGAUGAAGGGUGGCAAAAGAAUGCCUUUAAUCAAUAUAUAUCUGAUUUAAUAUCUGUUCACAGGACACUUCCAGAUCCGAGAGAUCCAUGGUGUCUAUCACAGAAAUAUGCAACAGACCUUCCUCCGACUUCUGUCAUUAUUUGUUUCCAUAACGAGGCCUGGUCUGUGUUACUCAGGACAGUCCAUUCGGUUAUUGACCGUUCUCCGCCCCAUCUAAUUAAGGAGAUUAUUUUGGUUGAUGAUUAUUCCGAUAUGCCACAUUUGAAGCGUCAGCUUGAUGAGUACAUGGCGAUGUACCCUAAAGUUCAAAUAGUCAGAGCGACUAAAAGAGAAGGACUGAUAAGGGCUAGACUCCUCGGUGCAAAACAUGCCAAAGCACCGGUUCUCACUUACUUGGAUUCGCACUGUGAAUGUGCAAAGGGUUGGCUGGAACCUUUACUAGACAGAAUAUAUCGAGAUGGAACAACAGUUGUAUGCCCUGUCAUAGAUGUCAUUGAUGAUAAGACCAUGGAAUACCACUGGAGAGACUCCGGAGGGGUCAAUGUCGGUGGCUUUGACUGGAAUCUGCAGUUUAACUGGCAUGCAGUACCAGAAAGAGAAAAACAGAGACACACUAAUCCAGCAGAACCUAUUCACAGUCCAACUAUGGCUGGAGGUCUUUUUUCAAUAAGCUCAAAGUUCUUUGAGAAACUUGGUACAUACGACAGUGGUUUUGACAUCUGGGGCGGUGAAAAUUUGGAAUUAUCAUUCAAAACUUGGAUGUGUGGAGGUACAUUAGAAAUCGUUCCUUGCUCACACGUCGGUCAUAUAUUUAGGAAAAGGUCUCCCUAUAAGUGGAAGUCGGGCGUUAACGUCCUCAAGAGGAACUCCGUAAGACUGGCUGAAGUCUGGAUGGACGAAUUUGCAAAAUAUUACUACCAAAGGGUCGGAAACGAUCUGGGUGACUUUGGAGAUGUAGAACCUAGGAAACAAUUGAGAAAAAGACUCGGUUGUAAAUCAUUCAAAUGGUACCUAGACAACGUAUUCCCUGAACUAUUCAUUCCUGGUGACUCAGUAGCAUCAGGAGAGGUAAGGAAUCUUGGGUACGGAAGAGGCACAUGCCUGGAUUCGCCUGCAAAAAAGGCAAACAUGCACAAAGCUGUUGGUCUUUACCCUUGUCAUAUGAUGGGAGGAAAUCAGUACUGGCUCUUGAGCAAAACAGGAGAGAUUAGACGAGAUGAGGCUUGCCUUGAUUAUUCUGGCGGUGAUGUCAUCCUCUACCCUUGCCACGGUCUGAAAGGAAAUCAGUUGUGGAGCUACAACCCAGAUACAAAUCUCAUCCAACACGGAAGUUCCAAAAAAUGCAUGGGUAUUUCAAGCAACAAACAGAAAGUUACAAUGGAAGACUGCAACUCAGAACUGAUCCAUCUGCGAUGGAAGUUUGAGAACUACAACGCUUCCAAAGCUGCUAGUGCCGGAUUGAGGUAGUAAACAUAGAACUACUGAUUCGCCAGUGCCAUAAGUUGUUUUAAGUGGAGUUUAAAACGUGGAAUUUAAAGAAAAAAACUUCUCAAGGUCCAUUGUGCAUAUCAAAAUGAAGGCAGCAUUUUUAAAUUGUA